Messenger RNA from Colletotrichum chrysophilum, 2304 nucleotides. RefSeq lists its product as uncharacterized. Gene Ontology annotation, cellular component: nucleus; cyclin/CDK positive transcription elongation factor complex. Gene Ontology annotation, biological process: protein phosphorylation; transcription elongation by RNA polymerase II; positive regulation of transcription elongation by RNA polymerase II. Bases 1 to 2304 code for a protein of 767 amino acids. The record is from RefSeq and is a predicted model, not a curated record. Lineage: Eukaryota; Fungi; Ascomycota; Sordariomycetes; Glomerellales; Glomerellaceae. Gene Ontology annotation, molecular function: ATP binding; cyclin-dependent protein serine/threonine kinase activity; RNA polymerase II CTD heptapeptide repeat kinase activity. The transcript has 3 exons.
AUGGGCGGCAGAGGCAAUCACAGGGGAGGCUUUGCGUCUCACCCUGGUUCAUUCAACCAACAGUUCAGCGAUCCGCGCCAAUUCUCCCAGUCCCCGCAGCCGACUCCAAAUUCUUACAACGCUUCCCCAAACCACUCACCCUACGGUGCUGGUAGAGGGAACUGGGGCUCUCAGCAAUUCUCCCCGACACAUCAAUACCCUCAGUACCCUCAAUCCAACUUCGGCCCCCCAUCUGGACCACAAGGCUCGUACACACCAAACCAAUCGUUCUCACCGCCCCCGAGUGCUCCAACCGGACCUAUGCAGCCAUAUUCCCAGGGCAACUUCCGCGGCAGCUUCCGCGGCGGCGGCGCUGCAUUCCGAGGCAACCAAUUUGGAUCUGGUCGGGGGAACUACAGAGGCAAUGGUUUCAAGAGUGCGCAGUGGACUUCCAAUAACCAUGCCUCUGCUUCGCGUGGCCAAUUCGGACAAGCGGAUGAAGCGAACUCUCAGCAGUCCACGACUCCCGCACAAAGCAACAAGUCAGACGUCGGCGACAAUGUUGCAGAGGGCGAGAACCCUUUCCGGCCAUCAAAAGACAUGCAAGUGGAGGACACGACUCCGUCCGAAAAGACCGGUGAGAGCGAUACCCAACGAACUAGCAGAGCGCCGCCCGUCGGCCCGGCUGCUCAGUCGUCGUCGAAGUUCAGCUUUGCGUUUAAGGCGUCUGCAAAGCCCACUCCGACGGCGCCCAAGCCGGAGAUCUCUCAGAAAUUCAAUGCCGUCCCUCAACGACGUGAAUCCACUCAGCAAAAUGAUUCGAGAGACCACGACCGUGAUCGCGACCAUGAUCGGGAUCGUGACCACCGGGACAGAGAUCGAGACCGUGACCGUGACAGGGACCGUAACCGAGAACGUGAUCGCGGCCGGGACCGGGAACGGGACCACCGCGACAGAGACCGGGAUAUAGAUCGGGGGCGGGAGAAGGAGAAGGACAAAGCCGCCGACAGAGACAUCCCUCGCGGGGCUCCGACCGAACCUGCGUCGGCCAGAGCUCGCCAGGAUUCAAGGCACCUACCACCCCCUGGGCCCCGUCAGCCCCCUGCACCAAGGACUCGCAAGAUCAAGAAGACUAUGCGGCGGCUCAAGCCUGGGCCGGUAUUGCCUGAAGACCUGAAGACUUCAGAUUCAGUUUACUUCCGCAAGCCUGGCAACGAGUCUGUCGUCGGUUCGGGCACCUAUGGCAAGGUCUUCAAAGCUUUGCACGUCUACACCAAAGGCUUGGUCGCUCUCAAGCGCAUCCGGAUGGAAGGCGAGAGAGACGGGUUCCCGGUCACAGCCAUCCGAGAGAUCAAGCUUCUCCAGUCACUACGCCAUACCAACAUUGUCCAGCUACAAGAGGUCAUGGUGGAGAAGAACGACUGUUUCAUGGUUUUUGAAUACCUGUCCCACGAUCUGACAGGUAUUCUGAAUCAUCCUACCUUCAAGCUAGAUGCGGCCCAGAAGAAGCACAUGGCCAAACAGCUUUUCGAUGGCCUGGACUACCUACAUAAGCGCGGAGUCCUCCAUCGCGACAUCAAAGCUGCCAACAUCCUGGUUAGCAGCGACGGAAUUCUCAAGCUUGCUGACUUUGGUCUCGCACGAUUCUACGCGAAGAGACACCAGCUGGAUUAUACCAAUCGUGUUAUUACCAUAUGGUAUCGCUCGCCUGAACUACUUCUCGGCGAGACGCAGUAUGGCCCAGCCUGCGAUGUCUGGAGUGCUGCCUGUGUCAUGGUGGAGAUCUUCACCCGCCAUGCCAUAUUCCCCGGGGAUGGAAGCGAGAUCAACCAACUGGAUAAGAUAUAUGCCGUCAUGGGAACACCGAACAAGGCAGAAUGGCCUGGGCUGGUGGACAUGGCUUGGUUCGAGUUACUAAGACCAGGUUACCGGCGGGCAAACUCUUUCGCCGACAAGUACCAAGACAGAUUGCCUCCUGCCGCCUAUCGCCUGUUGGCCGCCAUGUUCCGUUACGACCCUGCGAAGAGGCCGACAGCUGCAGAGGUCCUCGCGGAUGAAUACUUUACCACCGAGGAGCCUCCUCCAAGGCAGGCUGUUGAGCUCGCUACUCUGGACGGUGACUGGCACGAAUUCGAAUCCAAGGCACUCCGACGCGAGAACGAACGCAAAGAAAAGGAGGCUCGGCGCGCCGCAGCGGCGUCCGCCAAAGACAACAAGUCUAGAGAGAGAAAGAGGGAGAACGAUGCUCACGAUGAGCGUGGGGAAGCUAAGAGAGUUCAGCUCGAAGGCAAGGCAGCCGUGCCUGCCGAACGCUCGAAGGCCUAG